This is a messenger RNA of Ascoidea rubescens DSM 1968, 591 nucleotides long. RefSeq names its product glutathione peroxidase. The transcript has a single exon. Gene Ontology annotation, molecular function: glutathione peroxidase activity. The record is from RefSeq and is a predicted model, not a curated record. Gene Ontology annotation, biological process: response to oxidative stress. Bases 1 to 591 code for a protein of 196 amino acids. NCBI's taxonomy places the organism in Eukaryota, Fungi, Ascomycota, Saccharomycetes, Ascoideales, Ascoideaceae.
AUGAUAAGCAGAGUAUCAUCAUUUUUCAAUAAUUCAUAUUCAUUAUACGAUUUUACAGUGGAGGAUUGUUAUGGAAAUAUCUUUGAUUUUUCAAAGCUUGAGGAUAAAGUCAUACUAAUAGUGAAUAUAACUAUAAUCGAUGCAUUUUUGGAAAAGAUUUUCGAAUUGCAAACAUUAUAUGAUAAAUAUAACAAAGAUGGGUUGGAAAUUAUUGCUUUUCCUACAGACCAGUUUCUUUCACCAUCGUUAACAAACCCACAAACACUGCCCAGUAAUUCAGUGUCGAAUUUCUGUCAAAAAUAUAAUAUAACGUUUCCUGUGAUGGAAAAAUGUAAAGUCAAUGGUAAAAAUCAAGUUGGUGUGUAUAGAUAUUUGAAAGCUCAGAAAAAAGGCCCCUUGGGAUUGAAAUUGAUCAAAUGGAAUUUUGAAAAAUUUUUAAUUGAUAAAGAUGGCGAGGUCUCUGGGAGAUUCAGCUCGCUUUACAGGCUAAAUAAGUUGGAGAAAAACAUUAAAAGCUUGUUGUUUGAUAAAAAAAAGCCUCGAAGCGUUUCAAGCAGAACAUUGAAUAAAUAUAGCAAUUACUAUUACUAA